This is a messenger RNA of Vigna angularis (adzuki bean), 3104 nucleotides long. RefSeq lists its product as uncharacterized. Bases 696 to 2933 code for a protein of 745 amino acids. The transcript is spliced from 4 exons. The record is from RefSeq and is a predicted model, not a curated record. Lineage: Eukaryota; Viridiplantae; Streptophyta; Magnoliopsida; Fabales; Fabaceae.
UCCACAAAAGAAUUGUUUUUAUGGCUUCUAAAUUUUACUUCUUGGUGUAGUGUGGUAUGGACAACCAAAACUGUUAUUAUUACUGUGAAAUGUACAAGCCACUAAUUCCAAAGCAUUUCCAAGGGGGAAAUAAUUCUCCCAUUUCUGAGCUUCACAUAAUUGUCAGUGGCUCUAUGAUUGUCACAUUCUAGCUUGUGUUUCUAGGAAGGUGGGUGGGUUCUCCUUCUCAUGUCCAAGCUGUACCACCCAAUGAUACUUACCAGAAUAUAAAAUCUCUUCAUCCUCUGGUUGGGGAAUUCUUUUUGAUAGCUUAUUGGUGUCUUAUUUGUUGGGUAGUGUUCUUUUCUAGCAUUAAAAAUUGCUGCCAAAGCCUGUGGUUUUUUCUCUCUUCCCUCUUCAAAAUCUGAAAUAUUUCUCAAUGUAUUAUAUUCAAUUUACUCUUUACUCGGAUAGUCUAUGAUUACGACUUUAUUGCAAGAUUUCCCUCUCUGCAAUUGUAGAAUCCCCCGAAGGCAUCGCAGCAUUUAUUGUUUCAGUUCAGAUUCGGCAUUCCAUCAGUUGCAAGUUUGCUCAGAAAACGUCUACAAUUCCACAUUUACAAAGCAAAACGCUUCCUUGUUUUUUUCUCCUGUGUUUAAAGCCCCAUUUGGGUAGUAAGAGAGUGAUGCAUAUUGAAGCUGCCAUAACAACAAAAGAUGGCGAGUCUUGUUCCUGGGGUGCUUCUCAAACUUAUGCAGCAUAUGAACACGGAUGUGAAAGUUGCUGGUGAGCACAGGUCCUCUCUGUUGCAAGUUGUGAGCAUUGUUCCAGCUCUUGCCGGGGGUGAGUUGUUCCCAAAUCAAGGCUUUUAUCUCAAGGUUUCUGAUUCCUUGCAUGCCACCUAUGUCUCUCUCCCUGAUGAACAUGAUGAUCUCAUCCUCAGUGACAAGAUUCAACUGGGGCAGUUUGUUUUUGUGGAUCGUUUGGAGGCUGCUUCACCAGUUCCUAUUCUUCACGGGGUUAGGCCUAUUCCUGGGAGGCACGCUUGUGUUGGAACCCCUGAGGACAUUGUUGCAACAACUCACUCUCUUGGGUUCCUUGGUAACGCUAAGGCUAAGAAGAACAGUGCUUGUUCUGGUCCCUUGGACUUAGAGAGAUCCAAGUCUCCUAGGAAAGUGUUGGGGAAUCACCACGUUGGGGAGAAGGAGAAGAAGGAGAAAGUAAGAUUGCAUAAUGAAGAGCAGUUAGACAAGAAACCAGCUCUUUUGGCUAAGAGUAAAUCUCAGACAACAAAAGCAGUGACAGCCAAUACUGUUGAUGUGAAGAAGGAACCAUUGGCAAGAUUGAAGUCAUUUAAUUCAAGGGCCAUUCCUUCUUCCCCCACUAGUUGUUAUUCUUUGCCUACUUCCUUUGAGAAAUUUGCCAACGGGGUCAAGCAUCAGGCAAACAUCAAGGGAGUGGACAAGCUAACUGCGAAGGUGGGAGUGCUGGAAAUAGGAAAGGGUGUCCGUGGAGCUAGUCCAACCGGGAAGAGAAUUUCCAUGGGAAACCCGAUUAGAAAUUUGGUUCAAGGAAUUGAGCUUGGAGCUAAGGUGCUGCGUAAGAGCUGGGAAGGGAAUAUGGAAGUCAAGAAUAAAGAGACAUCAAAAUCAAGGACUGCCAAGUCUGAUCCUAAGCCUGAGGUUCGUGGCUCAACUCCUAGGAGAAGUACUUCAAGUGAAAAGUUUUCCUCUAAAGAAGAGAGCAAGCUGACAAAGUCCUCCAAGGAAGAGCACAGGACUCAAACAACUAUAAAGAAAGUUGUUGCCAAUGGAACUACGGAAGAACAAGAAAAGACAGGCAAGCCAAGAGUAUCUGUUGGAAAGAAAUCGUCAGAAUUUUCAAACACUGGAUUCCCUGGAAACUUGGUGAAAGUUUCUCCAAGCAGUAGAAAAGUGACAGAUGCAAGUGUUCAAUGGGCUUCACUGCCAUCAUCUAUUGCAAAGCUUGGCAGGGAAGUGAUGAAGCACAGAGAUGCAGCACAGAUGGCAGCAACUGAGGCUAUUCAAGAGGCUGCUGCUGCUGAGAGUUUGCUGCAAUGUCUAAGUGUAUAUGCAGAGCUAAGUAAUUCUGCAAAGGAACAAAACCAGCAGCGUACAAUAGAGCAGUUCCUAACUCUUCAUGGUAGCCUAAACAGUGCAAGAAUGAUUGCUGACUCGUUAUCCAAAUCCAUUCCAGAUGAUUCUUCUCUAGACAAUGAAAGAAUCAUAUCAGAAGAAGAACUAAAACUCAAAUCAGACAGACAAAAGCUAGCAAAUUAUUGGGUCCAGGCUGCUUUAUCCACCAAUCUAUCACCAUUUUCUGUUUACAACCGAGAACCUCUAUCAUCCAGGCUUCCAGCAUCAACCAAUUCUCAAAACCAAAAGAAUAUCAUGGGAAGCAAACCAAUGCUGGUCAUAGAAAAUUCAAGUGAAGAUACUUCAUCAAAAUCUCAUGGAAAAAUCCGUGCGGCUAAUUCCAAACACGCCUUGCAAGGAACUCCUCGCAAAGCAGGUGAUGCCUUAUCAAAUGGACACAAACAACUAGUCCAAUCACCACGGGAUUGGGUCAGAGGAAAUGGGUUUGAUGAAGUGGUUGAUUUAAUUGACAUGCUGCAAGUGAAGUCAAGAGAUUGGUUUCUUGUGUUUGUUGAGAGAUUCUUGGACUCUGAUGGGGACACUGCUAGCUUGUCAAAUAAUGGGCAAAUAGCAGGUAUGCUCACUCAGCUAAAAAGUGUGAAUGAUUGGCUUGAUGAGAUAGGAUCAAGCAAGAAUGAAGGAGAAUCAUGGCAGAUACCAGCAGAGACAAUUGACAGGUUGAGGAAGAAGAUAUAUGAAUAUCUUCUUACACAUGUGGAAUCUGCAGCAGCAGCACUCACUGGUGGAUCACAAUCAUCCCCUGGAAUCCAAACCUCAGAGAUCAAAGCCAAAAAGUGAUGAAUAGGUACAUAGCUUAGCUUAAGGAUGCAUUGUUUAUGAUAUUUAGUCACCAGAACUUAUUCAACAAAAUUUCUCUCCUUUCACUCAUUUUUUUGUACAUAGAUCCUGCAUGUGAUUUGGGAUGUAGAAUAUGUUUAUGUGGGGAAGUAGCAUUGUGAUUUGUGAUGA